This is a messenger RNA of Fusarium keratoplasticum, 1221 nucleotides long. Its product is annotated as ATP-dependent RNA helicase FAL1. The coding region runs from base 1 to 1221 and encodes 406 amino acids. Gene Ontology annotation, cellular component: nucleolus; catalytic step 2 spliceosome. The record is from RefSeq and is a predicted model, not a curated record. The transcript has 3 exons. Gene Ontology annotation, molecular function: mRNA binding; ATP binding; RNA helicase activity. NCBI's taxonomy places the organism in Eukaryota, Fungi, Ascomycota, Sordariomycetes, Hypocreales, Nectriaceae.
AUGGCUGAAGGCUCAGGUUCAGGUGGAGGCGGAAUUGACCGCAAGGCCGAUGAGAGGAUGGAGUUUUCCACCUCCAAGGAGGUUACUGUUCAUCCGACUUUCGAGUCCAUGUCGCUGAAGGAGAACCUUCUUCGCGGUAUUUACGCUUACGGAUACGAAUCUCCCUCGGCCGUUCAGUCUCGAGCCAUCGUCCAGGUCUGCAAGGGUCGCGACACCAUCGCCCAGGCUCAGUCUGGUACCGGAAAGACGGCGACCUUUUCCAUCAGCAUGCUGCAGGUUAUCAACAUUGCAGUGCGAGAGACUCAGGCGCUUGUUCUUUCUCCCACGCGAGAGUUGGCGACUCAGAUUCAGUCCGUUGUCAUGGCCCUGGGUGACUACAUGAACGUGCAAUGUCACGCUUGUAUUGGUGGAACCAACGUUGGCGAGGAUAUCCGCAAGCUCGAUCACGGACAGCACAUUGUCUCUGGUACUCCUGGCCGUGUGGCCGACAUGAUUAGACGACGACAUCUGCGCACCAGACACAUCAAGAUGCUUGUUCUCGACGAAGCAGACGAACUCCUCAACAAGGGUUUCCGAGAGCAGAUCUACGAUGUUUACCGAUACCUCCCCCCUGCGACCCAAGUUGUGGUCGUCAGCGCUACUCUCCCCUACGAUGUCCUCGACAUGACGACCAAGUUCAUGACGGACCCUGUUCGCAUCCUCGUCAAGCGUGACGAAUUGACCCUCGAAGGUCUCAAGCAAUACUUUAUCGCUGUCGAGAAGGAGGACUGGAAGUUUGACACUCUAUGCGAUCUCUACGACACCCUGACCAUCACGCAAGCCGUCAUCUUUUGCAACACACGCCGCAAGGUCGACUGGCUGACGGACAAGAUGCGAGAGGCCAACUUUACCGUCAGCAGCAUGCAUGGUGACAUGCCUCAGAAGGAACGAGACAGCAUUAUGCAGGACUUUCGUCAGGGCAACAGCCGAGUGCUCAUCUCGACCGAUGUGUGGGCUCGUGGUAUCGACGUGCAGCAGGUCAGCUUGGUUAUCAACUACGAUCUGCCUAGCAACCGUGAGAACUACAUCCACCGUAUUGGUCGUAGCGGUCGAUUCGGUCGCAAGGGUGUUGCGAUCAACUUUGUGACUACCGAGGAUGUGCGCAUUCUCCGAGACAUUGAGUUGUACUACUCAACCCAGAUUGACGAGAUGCCCAUGAACGUUGCGGAUCUCAUCUCAUAA